GCGAAGGAGCAUGCGGUGACGGAGCGAGGAGCGAGCGAGUAGUAUUUGGAAGGCAGGAGUGGAGUGUGGAAUAUGGCGGAGGAAAAGUGACCUUGAAUUAGAGAUCGGGUGCCUUUUGGCUUUUGAUAGUCUGUGUGGAUCGCAGUCCCGGUACCCUUCUUCCAGAUCGGGCACUUUGGAUCUGUGAAAGAGGCCGAUCGCGCCCCUCCAGGCACUGAUCAUCGCCACUACUCGUAGGUGCCGAAAGCUUCGAGGCUCUGAAGGGCGAGCGAGAGAUACAGAGCGAGACAUCGUGUUCGCUCUGAAUUCGGGCUCUGUUGUCAUCGACAAGUUGGAGUUAAGAUGGUGAGCUUUGAAGUGAUCGAGCAGCAAACCAAGCCUUUCGAUGGCCAAAAGCCCGGUACAUCUGGUCUUCGAAAGAAGGUUAAGGUGUUCCAACAAGAGCACUAUCUCGCAAAUUUUGUGCAGUCCUCUUUCAAUGCUCUGCCUGCUGACAGGGUGAAAGGUUCCACGAUUGUGGUAUCAGGAGACGGACGAUAUUACUCAAAGGAUGCGAUCCAGAUCAUCAUUAGGAUUGCAGCUGCAAACGGCGUUGCCCAAGUUUGGGUCGGCCAAGAUGGACUCCUGUCUACACCUGCCGUGUCCGGUAUCAUUCGUGACCGUGUUGGUUCUAAGGGUGAGAAGGCGUAUGGAGGUUUCAUUCUUACUGCCAGCCAUAAUGCAGGCGGGCCUGAUGAAGACUUCGGAAUCAAAUACAAUACUGAGAACGGUGGUCCAGCUCUGGAAGCACUGACCGACCAGAUCUACGAGAAUACCAAGACUAUCACGACCUACCUCAUCGCGGAGGGAAUUCCCGAUAUUGAUAUUCAUAAGAUCGCUACAUCAAGUUUCAGUGGCCCGAGUGGACCCUUCAGCGUUGAGGUUUUUGAUGCCACCGAAGACUACGUGAAAAUGAUGAAACAAAUUUUCGAUUUUGAGGCCAUCAGCCGUCUGCUGGCAAGGCCAGACUUCACUUUUUGCUAUGAUGCUCUCCAUGGUGUUGCGGGAGUGUAUGCUAAGAGGAUUUUUCUUCAGGAGUUGGGGGCCCAAGAGAGUUCACUUCUGAAUUGCACACCGAAGGAGGACUUUGGUGGAGGUCAUCCAGAUCCCAACUUGACCUAUGCGAAACAGUUAGUUAAGACCAUGGGCCUUGGUAGUCCAGUACCCGAAGAGAUUCCUGAAUUUGGAGCAGCAGCCGACGGUGAUGCUGACAGGAACAUGAUCCUGGGGAAGAAAUUCUUCGUGACUCCUUCAGAUUCCGUCGCCAUCAUUGCUGCUAAUGCUGUUGGUGCCAUCCCAUACUUCCGAAAUGGACUCAAGGGAGUGGCAAGGAGUAUGCCAACAUCAGCCGCUCUCGAUGUUGUUGCUAAAGGUCUUGGCCUCAGGCAGUUCGAGGUGCCUACAGGCUGGAAGUUUUUUGGUAACCUUAUGGACGCUGGGAUGUGUUCCAUUUGCGGUGAAGAGAGCUUUGGAACAGGAUCUGAUCACAUCAGAGAGAAGGAUGGUAUUUGGGCUGUUCUAGCCUGGUUAUCAAUUUUGGCUUACAGGAACAGGGAUGUCGCUGCAGAUGACAAGUUAGUGACUGUAGAGGAUAUUGUGACACUACAUUGGGGUAUUUACGGACGUCACUACUACACUCGAUACGAUUACGAAAAUGUCGAUGCAGGUGCUGCGAAAAACCUGAUGAGUCAUUUGGUGAAGCUUCAGUCGAAUUUGACUGCCGUUAACAAAAUCAUAAAAGAAACCAGGCCCGAGGUAUCAGGGGUCAAGAGCGGAGAUGAAUUUGAGUACAAGGACCCCGUUGAUGGUUCUGUGUCUAGCCACCAAGGCAUCCGGUUCCUUUUCAAGGACGGUUCCAGGCUGGUGUUCCGUUUGUCUGGAACUGGUUCCGUGGGAGCUACCAUCCGACUCUAUAUUGAACAGUACCAAUCAGACAAAUCAAAGACUGGUGCAGAUGCAUCGGAAACUUUGGCUCCUCUUGUCGAUGUUGCUCUAGUCCUUUCCAAGAUGGAAGAGUUUACUGGUCGCUCCGCGCCUACGGUCAUCACCUAGAGCGUUGUAAAUGUAUCACACUUCUUUGAGGUAUAGGUAGAAGGAGAACUGAGGGCGCUGCAGCCGGUGAGGCAAGCCGAUUUUGAAUCCUUUUACCUACAGUGGGCACCAUUCUGACGAAUUGGCUACUGCAUUUGUUGCACAUAGAAUGGUGGAAUGUGCCGUGAGUGGCACAAUAGCGUUCCAUGUGUCGAUUUUAGCCCAGAAGUUGGAAAUGUCUUGCCGUUUCAAUUCAGAGUAGCAGUUCCAGGUAGCUACUUGAGUCAGGAAAUAAAUGUGUCAACCUCGUGUAUCUGAUUGGUGGCUUGCGAAGGAUGUAUACACACCAUUCAAUUGGGGACUUUUUCCUGAAAAGCCUGACACUGAGUUCCGGAAGCUGUAGCUGGUGGUCACAGCGGAAAGUUUUAAAUGCUUCUCUCACCAUAAUUUUUUGGUAUGUAAAUUCAGGAUGUGGAAGAGAUAAUUCAGUCCUCAAAGUUAUUG
Marchantia polymorpha subsp. ruderalis is the source of this 2574-nucleotide messenger RNA. The record is from the annotation of a GenBank genome assembly. NCBI's taxonomy places the organism in Eukaryota, Viridiplantae, Streptophyta, Marchantiopsida, Marchantiales, Marchantiaceae.